Asterias rubens (European starfish) is the source of this 3601-nucleotide messenger RNA. RefSeq names its product kinesin-like protein KIF28P. Gene Ontology annotation, biological process: microtubule-based movement; cytoskeleton-dependent intracellular transport. The record is from RefSeq and is a predicted model, not a curated record. The transcript is spliced from 21 exons. Gene Ontology annotation, molecular function: microtubule motor activity; microtubule binding; ATP hydrolysis activity. NCBI's taxonomy places the organism in Eukaryota, Metazoa, Echinodermata, Asteroidea, Forcipulatida, Asteriidae. The coding region runs from base 120 to 3065 and encodes 981 amino acids. Gene Ontology annotation, cellular component: kinesin complex; microtubule.
UCCAGUGUGUGAAGAGAAAGGAUAAACAGACUUCAUAAAUUCUGUAUUUUCUGGAAGGAGUUUACAAUUUGACGGUGCAUUUCUGAGGAUUUAUAUAGCUCGGUUUGCUUGGAAGCAACAUGCCUGAGGAAAGUGUGAAAGUCGCUGUGCGAGUGCGGCCUUUUAAUGGCCGCGAAUCUGCUCGUGGUGCGCAGCUGAUUAUCGGAAUGAAUGGCACCACCACAACAAUCCAGAAUCCAGCGGCCGUCGACGAGGAACCGAAAAAGUUUGACUUUGAUUAUAGCUACUGGUCACAUGAUGGCUUUGAGAAUAAGAAUGAACUUUUGGUCCCGACUUCUCCAAAGUACGAUGAUCAGAAUAAGGUAUUUAAAGAUCUUGGAGUGGGCAUCUUACAAAAUGCUUGGGAUGGGUACAAUUCAUGCCUCUUCGCUUACGGACAAACCGGUUCAGGGAAGUCUUACUCCAUCGUUGGCUAUGGGCCAAAUAAAGGUGUUGUGCCGAUGUUCUGUGACAGACUCUUUGUGGAGAUAAAUGAAAAGAGAUCCUGCGGGACCAAGGCGGAGUAUGAGGUCAUGUUUAGUAUGCUGGAGAUCUAUAACGAACAGGUGCGCGAUCUCCUGAACCCGGCGGGUAACAAGAAAGGAGGGCUCCGGGUUAGAGAGCAUCCAAAGAAGGGAUUCUACGUUGAACAACUUCGUAAUGUGGCCGUGGAGAGCUAUCAACACAUUGAAGAUCGCAUGGACGAAGGAACGCGCAACCGUACGGUGGCAGCAACACAGAUGAACGCCACGAGUAGUCGUGCCCACACCAUCGUCGGGAUUACAUUCACCCAGAAAUCUGUCAACGAUGCCGGUCAAGAGAUGGCAAAGGUCGCAGUGGUGAACCUUGUAGACUUGGCUGGAAGUGAACGCGCUGAGUCCACUGGGGCUACCGGUGACCGUUUAAAGGAAGGAGCGGCCAUCAACCAAUCUCUGUCCUCGCUCGGUAACGUCAUCUCUGCAUUGGCUGACCGAUCCAAGGGCAAGAAGGUCAAAGUUCCAUUCCGUGACUCUGUGCUGACCAAGCUCCUAAAGAAUGCCUUGGGUGGUAACAGUAAGACCAUCAUGAUCGCUGCCCUCAGUCCAGCUGAUAUUAACUAUGAAGAGACACUCUCAACACUGAGAUAUGCUGACCGUGCCAAACAGAUCAAGACAUCUGCCGUGGUCAACGAAGAUCCGACUGAGAAACUCAUCCGAGAGUUGAAAGAGGAGAAUGCUCGAUUGAUGGACGCCAUCAAGAAGGGAGGCUUAGUCAUGGUAGGGGAUGAUGAUGACAGGAAGGAAGGGGUCACUGAUGAAGAGCGUGCUGCUAUCAGGAAGGAGCUCGAAGAGGAAAUGCAAGCUCGUCUAGAAGCCACAGAACGAGAGCUUGGGUACAUGAAAGAAAGCUGGGAGGAGAAGUUGAGCAAAGAGAAGGGUGGUGAGGAUGAUGGUGAGCGAGCCAAGAAAGAAGCCAAGAAGACCACGCCCCAUCUUUACAAUCUGAACCAGGACACUCAGCUGAGUGGAAUGAUAGUCUUUCUACUCAAUCCGGGGAGCUAUAAAGUAGGAAACAACAAGGCCGAGUCUGCUCCUGAGAUCUUGCUGAAUGGAUUGAGCAUCCAGAAGGAGCACGCUGUUGUAGUGAACGAAAACGGAAAGGUGUUUUUGGAGAAGGCCAGCUCUGAUGCUAAGCUAUUGGUGAAUGGAGACACAGUCAUUGGCAAGAUUGAGCUUGACCAUAACGACAGGAUUAUGUUUGGCAGUAACCACUUGUACGUAUUCCAACAUCCAGCUAUGUACAAAGCUAAGCCGACUAACUAUGUGGGUGUGGUCACUUAUGACUCCGCCCAAGAGGAGAUUGCUAAGAAGAACGGCUUUGAUAUGACCUCCAAUAAAAGCAAAGAUGAUCUUUUACUCCAAGAGGACCUAGUUGAGUUGAUUCCAGCUGUUGAGGAGGCCAAUGCGAUCAGUGAAGAGCUCGACCAGAAAUGCAAGUUUGAGAUCGUCGUCAUGUCGGCCAAAGCACGCGGCUUAGCCCACGGUCGCACGGAGGUGUGUGCCAAGCUCCGUAAUCUGGAGAAGGAUCUUGAAUACAUCUGGUCCAGGGAUAAGUUCGUAAGGCGUAAAUACCUGAUGCAGGAGAUGUACCAGAACUACACAGAGGGAGAAGAAUGGACCCUGCCUGAUGAGAAGAAUCCAUUUACUGAGCCCAUUGACAAGGAAGUAUUGGUCGGUACAGUCAACGUUUACAUGCAGAGUCUAGCUUACCUGAUUGAAUCCAAGGAGCAGCUUGAUAUCACAGAUUACCGCGGCAAGGAACAGGGCCUCCUAGAUGUGGAGCUCGUUCCGUGUGACAAGAAAGGAAACGAGAUUAAAGAGGACGAUGAUCUCUUCAUUGAUCAUCCCAACGAGCUGGUGGGAAGAGAUUUGAAUUUUGUGGUGAAGAUUAACGGCGCUCUGGGGAUCCCAAGUAGAUACACUAGCGUUCAUUGCAAGUAUAAUGUAUUUUUGGACACGGAGAUGAUCGACACCAGCCAAAUCCAGGGUACCAGCAAUCCUAACUUUAAACACAAGAAGAAAUUCAACUUUACAGUCGUCACAUCCAAUUUGGUGCAAUAUCUGCUGCAUGAUCACUUGGUAAUCCAGAUCUGGGGAACACAGAAAGCGUCUCAAGAUGGCAAGAAAACCAAGAAGAAUACCAAAGAGAUCAUGCAGGCUGAAGCGAUUAACAAGGCACGGGAUGUCAACGGCUCUGGUGUGAAUCUGACUCUAGAUGCAGAGACGAAAGCCAAAAACAUGUUCCAGUUCGCCAUCAUGAAGAAAAGGCAAGAGAGAAUGGAAGCCAAAAUUGCUCAGUUCCGUAAGGUAGUUGCCACCGCUGAGAAGCACAAUAAGGCUCGAGUGGAGACUAUGGUCUUGAAGACGGUGCUCAAUGCACAGAACGCCAAGAUGGCCGAUAUGGCAAUCGCUCGCAUCCCGAAAGAUGAUGCCGGAGGAAAUCUAGGAGAAGAGACUCAGAAAUCUGGAGUUUGUGUCGUCAUGUGAGCUGUGCUUUCCUUUACAAGGAGCUCUCAUUCACAGAAUAUGUCUUUCAGUAAUAAAUAUAUGUAUAUAUUACAUGCACUAUAAGUCAGAGUUGUUGAAAAUGAGUUAGUUAAACGAGUGGGAGGUGAUCAAGUUUGAAGGGGGGGGGAGGAUGGGCAGCAGUGUUUUCAGCAGCAGGUGUUCUCCUGACUAGAAAAUGAACACAGCAAUAAAAUGUAAAGAUUCAAAGGGGCUUGUCGCUAUGAUGAAAGCGGGCAUGUGGCUAACUAUGGAAUUGUGACAUAAUUUAUUGCAAUGCGCUCUCCAUAGAUAUAAUAUGAAGAGAGGGCGUGCUAGUGUAGUAACUGGGUGAUAUAUCAGAAUUCCAUGUACAGCCAUAAGCCCUGUUUGAUCAUGACAACACAGCCCCUUUAUAAGUGUAGAAGAUUGGUCAUCCCAUUUAAUCACAAGUGCCUAUUGUGAGAUGCUUCCUUAAAGGAACAUUACAGAAUUGGUUUUACUAGCAACAAAGUUGCUGGCAGUUUAAGCACUUUAUG